UAUAACAGCCACUGGCUUUCGGCUGCCGACCUCGAAACAUAGGACACAAGAGGAUGGGAAAGAAGGACAAUUCAAAUUUGGCCUUGGUAUUUAUUUUGCACAUGGUAAAAAGGCAACGGAAUACGGACAUAAUGUGUUGAUAUUAACAGACUGUGUGUUAGGUCGAGUACGAGAAAUGAAAGCGUCGGACACUGAUCUUACUGCACAAAAAAUGCAUGAAUCUAGUUAUGACACUGUGUAUUUUAAAAAUGAUGAGAGCGGCUUAGUUAAUCAGGAAUGGACUGUGUACCGUAGUGAGCAAUGUCUGCCGCUUUGUAUCAUUGAUUAUGAUAUUAUCGAUGAAAGUGACACAAAUGAAAAGAGAAUUAUUGAUAGCAUUCUACAAAUGGACGUUUGUGAGCCAGAUCAUGCGCUUUUAAAACAAGCCGUUCGUGGAACAGACAAUCAAUGUAAAGCCGCACUACAAUACAUCGGUGAUGUUGCCCGUAUUUUACAACCGUUCGCAAUUAUCAUGCUACGACAGUUAUUGACCAGUAUUGGGCACACGAAAGUUCAUGAAUUGUUAAAACAUCAAAAUGAUACUAUUCGUAUUUUAUUUUUACGAGCGCUUUGGGUUACGGGUCGUCAUGAUGAGUCAUCUCAAAAAUUUUUUCACAGCGUAAUAAAUAUUAAUAUAUUAAUUGAAUCGUUGAAUUCGACAUACGUUGAUAUUGCAUGGCGUGCGUGUGGUGUUAUUGCGAAUUUGGCAUCAUGUGUCGUUGACAUUCGUCGACUUUUAACGUUCGAUUCAGUCAUCAAUCAAUUAUUAGGACUUUUGAAGCGUGGCAUGCAAAAUACAGACAAAUUGUGUAUCAUAACCGUCCUUAAUCUAUUCGCUAAUAUAACCUGCUCAGAAUACAAAAGUAUGAAAGAAAAACAACAGUUAUUGAUUUCUAUUGAUCCACUGACCGAUCACCACGAUGAAAUGAUUCAAGAAGCAGCCAACCGGUUCUUCUGUAAUAUUAUUGGCAAGGGUACUGUUACUCCUGACUGGACAAAGGCCGGGUACAAAGACACGAUGAUGGCACCUGACCUUGAGUAA
This is a messenger RNA of Didymodactylos carnosus, 1081 nucleotides long. NCBI's taxonomy places the organism in Eukaryota, Metazoa, Rotifera, Eurotatoria, Philodinida, Philodinidae. The record is from the annotation of a GenBank genome assembly.